AUUAUUGCACAACCUUUUAUUAAAAAACAAAAAAUACGCUUAUUUAGUCAUCCCAAUCUUCUUCUUCUUGUUGUUCUUCUUCUUCUCUCUGUUUGUUCAGUUUCAGAGGUUUUUGAAGGGUUUGGUCCUUUUACUCAGCUCAUUGAAAUUUGUUGAUUGAUUCAAGAAACCUAGUGGUGACCAUCUGAUAUUACACACACACACAUAUAUAGUACAGAUACAAAACUUUGAAUCCUAUGGAAGGUGCUGAAAAGGAAUCUGUGGGUAAGGAGGGUGAUGAUUCUGAAGGCCCUUGUAAUCUCAACAGCCACCACCCAGUUGCUCCUCCUUUUCCUCCUCAAUUUCAAAAGGUUGGAGAUUCGAGCGAAAUAAUUGAAGAACCACCAACCAAACAACACCAGAGGAGGCAAAACCUGGCCUUAGAGAUACCCUCAAGAACAGUUGAGGUCACUACUGAGGAUUUUGUUAGAAUAAAUAUGCCCCCAACGCCAAGUCGAACUCCCAAAAGAGUGAAUUUUUCACCAAUCCCGAGCCCAAGUUAUUACAAAUUCAAUGAUUGUCCAAGUCCCUUGAUGUCUUCUAGAGGUAAACCAUCCUUCAAAAGCCUCCUUCCAAAACUAAGCUUCAAAUUCCGGAAUACUACUUCAGAGAUAGAGAAGGCCGCAAUCCUAGCUUUGGGAGAUUCACUAACAGGGACACGGGGUAAGCCUUUGAUUCGAAGGACACCGUCCCUUACAAAACUUUUCUCACCCAAGAUGAAAAGAACUUCAUCUUUGCCUGUUACCCCAAUUGUACACUCAAAUCCGGAGUCUAUGCAUGGAGGGAACACAGUCGAAGCUAAAAAUAGGACUCAGCUUCCUAUGUAUCGUUCACGGUCCGUUCCUUCUUUAAUCAAAGAAGGAAGUGUAAGGCAGAUUGAUCCAUUAAGCGGUGUAUUUCGCGUGGUUCCCACUACUCCGCGAGUGGCAGAAGGAAUGCUCACAACGUCGACCACAGCUCCAACAAAUGAUGUCGAUGGAAAUGAUGAUGGCGGUGAAGACAUUCCCGAAGAAGCAGCUGUUUGUAGAAUCUGCUUGGUUGAACUUGGGGAGGGUGGCGACACCCUUAAGAUGGAAUGUAGCUGCAAAGGCGAACUCGCAUUGGCUCACCAAGAAUGUGCUGUAAAAUGGUUCAGCAUCAAAGGUAACAAGACGUGUGACGUGUGCAAACAAGAGGUUCAGAACCUACCUGUCACCCUUUUACGAAUUCAAAAUGCUCAGUCACAUAACUUGCAAGGAAAUAGAGCUCGGCAAACUCAAAUUGCUCAAUACAGGCAAGUCAAUGAUGUUUUCUCUUGCAAUGGCUAGGAAAAUAAAAGAAAUUCUAAAUUUGUUAUUUCUUUAUAUAUAUAUAUAUAUAUGUAAACAAGUAUAUUGUAUUAAAAAUGCCAAAAAAGGUCCAAAACCCGUGUACACUGAAGUUGAGUUCGGUCUCCUAUAAAAUCUACAAGAGAGAAAGAUGAUUCACAUGCACACACACACAAAAA
This is a messenger RNA of Camellia sinensis, 1525 nucleotides long. The record is from RefSeq and is a predicted model, not a curated record. NCBI's taxonomy places the organism in Eukaryota, Viridiplantae, Streptophyta, Magnoliopsida, Ericales, Theaceae.